ACAACCUGCUCCCUGCCGGAUUACUGGGGCUUGGCAGUGGGUUCGCUCCUGGAGCGGCUCAUGUCACAGCUGCCAGGGCCCGAGGGGCUUUAUCCAGGCUGGGAGCGCCGGGCUGGCUGGGAAAGGAGCCCCAGGGGAAAGCCGGACAUCGGUCAGGCACAGAGGCAUUGGCCUGGGUGGGUGCCACCGAGCGGGGGACAGAGCGAGAUGGCAACGUACAGGGAUCGGGUGUUGAAAUCCAGGCUCCCCCGGCCACGGGGCCAGCACUGGCGCCAGCGAGGGCUUCGCGGACUUGCUGCUGCCAAACACUCAAGAGCAGAGAGGACUUGGCACCAGGCCCAGAGAGCAGGGGUGCGCCAGCCACGCCCGCAUGGGACGGGGCCACCCCCCAGCUCCCAGAGUCCCCUGCGCAGCUCUCCCUCACUCCCCCACAGCUCGCAGUCAGCAGCGGGGCUGGGUCAGGAUGGGACAGCCGGGCAGAGCCAAAGGGACCCAACGCAGCAGCCUCCCACAGGGGAAAAUGAAAGUGGCUGCUCAGCCUGGGGUCAUCAAGACUGAAGAGAGGGAGGGAACUGGGCUGCCGGGGCCACUUUUGCUUUCCCUUCGCCUGAGCCCAGCUGGGAACGGGAUCAGCGACAGCACAGAGGUUCGGGGUGCGGCCGCAGGGACGUGGCCCCAGUGCUGAUGAGAGAGCACCGGCUGCCCCAUGAGCUCUACCGUUGCUCUCCUGCUCCUCACCCAGCUCGGCUCCCUGCGGGGGCUGGGGUCAGACAAGCUGCCUGUGGAGCUGCCCGCGACCUCGGAGGCUGUGCUGGGGGGCACGGCGGUGCUGAACUGCACCUACCCGCCUGUGGCGGACCUGAUCCUGUACUGGACCCGGCUGGGGCUGGACAGCGAGAGGAACGUCUACACCUACUACCAAGGGGAACACCUGGUCUCAUAUGACGACCCGGCCUAUCAGGGCCGUGCCACUGUCCCAGCUGGGCAGCCCAGGCGUGGGGACGGGGCCCUCCGGCUACACAACGUGACGCUGGCUGACGAGGGCAGGUACCGGUGCCGGGUAAAGAGCAACCGCGGCAUGGGCAUAAGGGAGACGGAGCUUCGGCUCACAGGUCCCUAUCGUCUAUCCUGGCUCCAGCCCAAGCCCUGCUCCCCCUCCCUGCAGAACGUGACACUGACAUGCCUCGCAGAGGGCGGCUACCCCCUGGCCACAGUCACCAUCCGCGACAGCACUGGCAGGGACUAUGGGGCCAGGACACUGGCGGCCAAGGACCCCCAGGGGCUGUAUAGCGCCGCCCACACGGCUGACGUGCCCUGCUCCCCCACCGCCAGCUACACCUGCAUCGUCAACACCACCUUCCACCAGCAGAACCGCACCGGGAUGCUUGGCCUGGAAGAGCCGCAGCCGGCAUGGAAGGGCUGGUCCGGUGUUGGCGUUGGUGUUGGCAUUGGCUUGGCGGUGGUAGUGCUGGUGAGCGGAGCACUCUGGGUUCGGCAGCAGAGGAGGAAGAGGCAGAAGCACUGGGAACCCCACCCCCCAAGGGAGGCAGAUCCAGCCUGGGAAGAGGCCCUGUUGGAGGGCACCGUCCCCACCUGCAUGAGGAUGGGGGACACACCAGACACCCUCCAGGAGCCACCCCACCUAGCAAACGUCUCGCAACGCACUAGUCGGGUCACUGAGCUCUGCCCCACACCAAGCCCUGGUGUGACGAAGUGGGACUGUUCUUAAUGUUUCCUCUGAAUAUUGUACAGGUGCCUCAGUUUCUCCUAGGCAGUUCGUAAGUCUCUAGGGGGUGGGGUAAGGCAGGGGGUGUGAUUGUUGCAAAGGGCCAGGGUCCAUAAAUGGCCGACACUCUGUCUCCUGGCCACUGAUGGCCUGGCCACUUCCCUCCUGCAAGGUGAGAGCUAAAGGGUUGGAGAACAAAGGAAUCCGGUGACCUUCUGGCCCCGGAAAGGGACAAAGCCCAGAGGAGGGGGGGCUGGAGGGAGUUUCAGUUUGGGGCUGGCUGGGGACGAGGAGUGAAGGGCAGACAGGGUUGUCUGGCUCACUGCCCCCCAAAAUGGAUCCAGCUGAGGGGUCCUGUUCUCUGCACCUGCAAGCUCUGUGUUAGACCAUGUUCCUGUUGUCUAAUAAACCUCCUGUUUCCCCGGCUGGCGGAGAGUCAUGUCUGACUGCGGAGUUGAGGGGCAGGACCCUCUGGCCCCCCUAGGAUCCCGCUUGAGCGGACUCACUGUGGGAAGCGCCCGGAGGGGCAGAGGAGGCUGAAUGCUCCGAGGUCAGACACAGGAAGGUGGAGCCGGGUGAGCUGUGUGUCCUGCAGACAGGCUGCUCCCCGAGAGGAGACUGCCCCAGAGUCCUGCCCGGCUCCGGAGGGAGCAGUUCCAGAGCAUCGCCCAGGGCCUCCGUGACACCUGGGCCCAGCAGUGCCUAGCAGCCCCCUGCAGCUCGGGGCGGACAGAGGGACUAGAGCAGGGAGUGCUGGGAGCCAGGAUGCCUGGGUUCACUUCCUGACGGGCUGAUACGGUUUCCCCCUUCACGGGGCUGGAGCUGAGCUCGGCAUCACUACCCAGCCCCACCCCACUGGGCCCCCGUUCAGUCAAUAAACACGGCUUUGGAAGGGGGAAACACUACAAUACCCACCUGCGGAAGUGAAGAAACAGAUUGACAGAGCCAGAAGAGUUCCCAGAAGUCACCUACUACAGGACAGGCCCAACAAAGAAAAUAACAGAAUGCCACUAGCCGUCACCUUCAGCCCCCAACUAAAACCCCUCCAGCGCAUCAUCAAAGAUCUACAACCUAUCCUGAAGGACGACCCAUCACUCUCACAGAUCUUGGGAGACAGGCCAGUCCUUGCCUACAGACAGCCCCCCAACCUGAAGCAAAUACUCACCAGCAACCACAUACCACACAACAGAACCACUGACCCAGGAACCUAUCCUUGCAACAAAGCCCAUUGCCAACUGUGCCCACAUAUCUAUUCAGGGGACACCAUCACAGGGCCUAAUCACAUCAGCCACACGAUCAGAGGCUCGUUCCCCUGCGCAUCCACCAACGUGAUCUGUGCCAGCAAUGCCCCUCUGCCAUGUACAUCGGCCAAACCGGACAGUCUCUAUGCAAAAGAAUAAAUGGACACAAAUCAGAUGUCAAGAAUUAUAACAUUCAUAAACCAGUCGGAGAACACUUCAAUCUCUCUGGUCACGUGAUUACAGACAUGAAAGUUGCGAUAUUACAACAGAAAAACUUCAAAUCCAGACUCCAGCGAGAAACUGCUGAAUUGGAAUUCAUUUGCAAAUUGGAUACAAUUAACUUAGGCUUGAAUAGAGACUGGGAGUGGCUAAGCCAUUAUGCAAGGUAACCUAUUUCCCCUUGUUUUCCUAACCCCCCCCCCCCCCUUCCUCAGACGUUCUUGUUAAACCCUGGAUUUGUGCUGGAAAUGGCCCACCUUGAUUAUCAUACACAUUGUAUCCUACGCUUUACAUAAGCUAUUACCAGCAGGAGAGUGGGGUGGGGAGAGAGAAAACCUUUUGUAGUGGUAACACCCAUUGUUUCAUGUUCUCUAUGUAUAUAAAUCUCCCCACUGUAUUUUCCACAGUGAGCAUCCGAUGAAGUGAGCUGUAGCUCAGGUGAGCUCAUGCUCAAAUAAAUGUGUUAGUCUCUA
Molecule: messenger RNA, 3659 nt
Organism: Caretta caretta (loggerhead turtle)
Lineage: Eukaryota; Metazoa; Chordata; Testudines; Cheloniidae
Source: RefSeq, a predicted model, not a curated record